ACUCCUACCACCGGAGAACAGCCACACCCAAAGCAGAGCCACAGCAGAGGUAAAAGGAACCACCCUGGACUAUCCCUGGACUCUCCCGGGACUCUGCAGAAGAAAGCACCAAGUCUAGACCCAGGACCAAGGGGACCUGAAGUUUAAACCUCAGCAGCAACAUGAACCUUUCAGACGCUCUCGGUGACUGGCCCGGAGGUAACCAAUCAGGAGGUGGCGGGGCAUGGCCAGGACAGAACAACAACCCUACUUGGCCAGCAGGUCAACCGACCAACCCCACCUGGCCGGGGGGUCAGCCCACUAACCCCACAUGGCCUGGAGGCCCCUCUCAGCCCUCUGCUCCAGGGGGGUGGCCCUCUGCCCCAUCACAGCCAGCUCAGCCCUCUGGCCCGGGGUGGCCCUCUGGUCCCUCUCAGCCCACCAACCCCUCUUGGCCCUCAGGUCCCUCUCAGCCCACCAACCCCUCUUGGCCCUCAGGUCCCUCUCAGCCCACCAACCCCUCCUGGCCCUCUGGUCCUGCUCCUGCUCCAGCCCCAAGUCCCAGUUUCCCUGUGGCUCCUCAGCAAAACCUGUCAGUGCCGUUCCAAAAAGACUUUCCCUCUGGACUCUAUGACAAAAUGCUCAUCACCAUCGCAGGAACCGUCAAAAAUAACCCCAACAAGUUCAUCAUUGACUUUUACGCCGGCUCAGAACUGGUAUUCCACUUUAACCCACGCUUUAACGAGAAUGGGAGACAGGUGAUCGUCAGGAACAGUGAGAUCGGAAAGAAGUGGGGCAAAGAGGAAAGGGACCUGCCACACUUCCCCUUUAGAUCUGGGCAGGGCUUUGAGAUAAAGAUCAUGGUGACGAACCACAGUUUUAAAGUGGCUGUGAACGGCUCUCACCUCCUGGAGUUUAAACACAGAUACAGCAACCUGCGCGCCAUCAACCGUAUGAUGCUCUACCACGACGUCACGCUGUCCAAGUUCAACGUGGAGAACCUGCCAUGAGCACCUUCCACACCUGAAACAGGAUAAAACUUAUAUCCUGUUUCUCCUCAUGAUGCCAUGAGGUAGAGCCCUCCUUCUCUAGUAAAGUUAUAAUCAUAAAAAUACCAGGGCCUUUAUUAGUAUUUUAAUAUAUAGGAGCUUUAAAUGUAUUUGAACCAAUGAUAUUUCAUCUUGACAUUUCUUAUGAUUAAAUGUUAUCCUUUAUUUUUCUAAAGCUGAAAAUCUUAAGACAAAUACAUUUCUAUUGUUUACAAUAAAGAUAUUUUGGACCAAA
Messenger RNA from Boleophthalmus pectinirostris (great blue-spotted mudskipper), 1263 nucleotides. Its product is annotated as galectin-5-like. Gene Ontology annotation, cellular component: nucleus; immunological synapse. NCBI's taxonomy places the organism in Eukaryota, Metazoa, Chordata, Actinopteri, Gobiiformes, Gobiidae. Bases 162 to 989 code for a protein of 275 amino acids. Gene Ontology annotation, biological process: negative regulation of extrinsic apoptotic signaling pathway; positive chemotaxis; eosinophil chemotaxis. The transcript has 7 exons. Gene Ontology annotation, molecular function: laminin binding; IgE binding; carbohydrate binding. The record is from RefSeq and is a predicted model, not a curated record.